Molecule: messenger RNA, 2526 nt
Organism: Homo sapiens (human)
Lineage: Eukaryota; Metazoa; Chordata; Mammalia; Primates; Hominidae
Gene: CCND3
Product: cyclin D3
Exons: 5
Coding region: 810-1538 (242 amino acids)
Cellular component (GO): nucleus; cytoplasm
Molecular function (GO): cyclin-dependent protein serine/threonine kinase activator activity; cyclin-dependent protein serine/threonine kinase activity; protein kinase binding
Source: RefSeq, marked reviewed
GUCAGGGAAGCGGCGCGCGCGCGCGGGCGGCGGGCGGGCUGGGGAUCCGCCGCGCAGUGCCAGCGCCAGCGCCAGACCCGCGCCCCGCGCUCUCCGGCCCGUCGCCUGCCUUGGGACUCGCGAGCCCGCACUCCCGCCCUGCCUGUUCGCUGCCCGAGUAUGGAGCUGCUGUGUUGCGAAGGCACCCGGCACGCGCCCCGGGCCGGGCCGGACCCGCGGCUGCUGGGGGACCAGCGUGUCCUGCAGAGCCUGCUCCGCCUGGAGGAGCGCUACGUACCCCGCGCCUCCUACUUCCAGUGCGUGCAGCGGGAGAUCAAGCCGCACAUGCGGAAGAUGCUGGCUUACUGGAUGCUGGAGGUACCGCCCGGACGCGUCCCCCUCCCCCACCGCUCCCGGGUCUGGACACACCGGGGCCGCCCUGUCGGGACAUCCCGGUCCCCACAGCAAUCUGCAGGAUGCUCCGAGGCUAAGACUCCCGGGGCCUGGCCUUUCACUAGGGCACCCACGCCAGCUGCCUCCCUUGCUUUCCCGAGCCCUAAUCGGCUCCUCCCGACAGUGACUGCCAGUCACUUGGCACCCUAACUGUGCCUCUCUUCGGGCCGAGCAAACGGGACCAAGGACACUCUCUCCCCUUCGGCUUCUCACAGCGUCUCCCGCUUCCCUCCGCCUCCCGGCCUUCUCCGGAGAGCGCGCCUGGAAAACCCUGGGCUCGGCCGCCCCCGCCCGGGAGCCGGUUCCUGUGUCUUUCGCGGGGUUCUGGCGGGGAAGGCGAUGGGGGUGGCGCGCGCCCUGUUCCGGCCGACAGGGAAAUGAAAAGUGCAGGAGGCAGCGGCAGGAGCCUCCUCCCUUCCCCUCGGGUAUGUGAGGAGCAGCGCUGUGAGGAGGAAGUCUUCCCCCUGGCCAUGAACUACCUGGAUCGCUACCUGUCUUGCGUCCCCACCCGAAAGGCGCAGUUGCAGCUCCUGGGUGCGGUCUGCAUGCUGCUGGCCUCCAAGCUGCGCGAGACCACGCCCCUGACCAUCGAAAAACUGUGCAUCUACACCGACCACGCUGUCUCUCCCCGCCAGUUGCGGGACUGGGAGGUGCUGGUCCUAGGGAAGCUCAAGUGGGACCUGGCUGCUGUGAUUGCACAUGAUUUCCUGGCCUUCAUUCUGCACCGGCUCUCUCUGCCCCGUGACCGACAGGCCUUGGUCAAAAAGCAUGCCCAGACCUUUUUGGCCCUCUGUGCUACAGAUUAUACCUUUGCCAUGUACCCGCCAUCCAUGAUCGCCACGGGCAGCAUUGGGGCUGCAGUGCAAGGCCUGGGUGCCUGCUCCAUGUCCGGGGAUGAGCUCACAGAGCUGCUGGCAGGGAUCACUGGCACUGAAGUGGACUGCCUGCGGGCCUGUCAGGAGCAGAUCGAAGCUGCACUCAGGGAGAGCCUCAGGGAAGCCUCUCAGACCAGCUCCAGCCCAGCGCCCAAAGCCCCCCGGGGCUCCAGCAGCCAAGGGCCCAGCCAGACCAGCACUCCUACAGAUGUCACAGCCAUACACCUGUAGCCCUGGAGAGGCCCUCUGGAGUGGCCACUAAGCAGAGGAGGGGCCGCUGCCACCCACCUCCCUGCCUCCAGGAACCACACCACAUCUAAGCCUGAAGGGGCGUCUGUUCCCCCUUCACAAAGCCCAAGGGAUCUGGUCCUACCCAUCCCCGCAGUGUGCACUAAGGGGCCCGGCCAGCCAUGUCUGCAUUUCGGUGGCUAGUCAAGCUCCUCCUCCCUGCAUCUGACCAGCAGCGCCUUUCCCAACUCUAGCUGGGGGUGGGCCAGGCUGAUGGGACAGAAUUGGAUACAUACACCAGCAUUCCUUUUGAACGCCCCCCCCCACCCCUGGGGGCUCUCAUGUUUUCAACUGCCAAAAUGCUCUAGUGCCUUCUAAAGGUGUUGUCCCUUCUAGGGUUAUUGCAUUUGGAUUGGGGUCCCUCUAAAAUUUAAUGCAUGAUAGACACAUAUGAGGGGGAAUAGUCUAGAUGGCUCCUCUCAGUACUUUGGAGGCCCCUAUGUAGUCCGUGCUGACAGCUGCUCCUAGAGGGAGGGGCCUAGGCCUCAGCCAGAGAAGCUAUAAAUUCCUCUUUGCUUUGCUUUCUGCUCAGCUUCUCCUGUGUGAUUGACAGCUUUGCUGCUGAAGGCUCAUUUUAAUUUAUUAAUUGCUUUGAGCACAACUUUAAGAGGACAUAAUGGGGUCCUGGCCAUCCCACAAGUGGUGGUAACCCUGGUGGUUGCUGUUUUCCUCCCUUCUGCUACUGGCAAAAGGAUCUUUGUGGCCAAGGAGCUGCUAUAGCCUGGGGUGGGGUCAUGCCCUCCUCUCCCAUUGUCCCUCUGCCCCAUCCUCCAGCAGGGAAAAUGCAGCAGGGAUGCCCUGGAGGUGGCUGAGCCCCUGUCUAGAGAGGGAGGCAAGCCCUGUUGACACAGGUCUUUCCUAAGGCUGCAAGGUUUAGGCUGGUGGCCCAGGACCAUCAUCCUACUGUAAUAAAGAUGAUUGUGAAAUAAAA